GGCGACUCCGAGGCCAUCCGAGGGCUCUAGAUCUCAGAGCCCUAGCCCGAGCCCUAGCCCUAGAAAUGCGGUGCCGUUGCCUUCGGAAUCUUUUAGAUCUUUGAGCUUUGGUUCUAGAGAGAAGACGAUGUCGAAUUUGAGCCCUAAGGAUGGGGAUUCUUUGCCGGUGAAAUCUCAGACGGUGGCGCCACCGCCGCCGGUUCAAGUUCCUCCGCCGCAGUUUGAGAAGAAAGGAGGGAAGUGGUCUGGAUCAGGAUUUGGGUUCUUUUGGGAAGCUGUUGCUAAAAUCCAAGAUGCACAUUCGAGCUUGGACCAGUACCUUGCAGAUUGGCUAGGGUUAGAUCAGUCGAGGUAUCAGUGGGCGCUGAAUGAUUACUACGAGAACAGUGGAGCUCUGAAGGACGUCAGUAAGCCCCAAGAACUUGUUAGCAAACAGCAAGCUGUGUAAUCUGCUAGCGGAAUUUUGUCAGUGUAUAUGUAUGAUAUUUAUUUUAAUGUGGAGUCAAGGUCUUGAUCUGGAACUUCUCCGGACUUGCAGCAGCAUCAGAUGUGCAGGCUAUUGUAAUGUAUGAGAGCCAGAAGUGCUAGCUUUCAAAAAAUAUUACUAGCUUGAGAAAUUAUUGAUGGGUCAUAGUUUUAUUUUGACCGAGGGUGGAAUCCUCCUUUUCUUUAUGGUUUGCUUAAGAUA
This is a messenger RNA of Asparagus officinalis (garden asparagus), 688 nucleotides long. RefSeq lists its product as uncharacterized. The transcript is spliced from 4 exons. Lineage: Eukaryota; Viridiplantae; Streptophyta; Magnoliopsida; Asparagales; Asparagaceae. The record is from RefSeq and is a predicted model, not a curated record. The coding region runs from base 128 to 448 and encodes 106 amino acids.